CGGAAGUAAAACUGAUAAACAUUAUAUAGAUCUAUGGCCAGCGCCACACCAUUGUAUACGAAUAGGACUAAGUGAGACUCUGCAGUAUCACCGUCAUACAACUUUAGGAAAUAGUGUUGAACUUGAUUAUUCUAAUGUUUCAGGUCAACAGUAAGUUAUAUGAUUGUUUGUGGAGCUUGGGAAUCUUAAUCAGCCAUUGCUGCUGUGACGGGUGAGCCGUACAGAGGAUCCUUGAGGGGUCAUUGGUGUUGACUGCUGGUGCUGGAAGAUGGCGGUGAUACAGAACGGCACCAUGGAGCUAACCGAACAGGACAUACACAGCAUGCAGCACAACCUGGCCCUUGGUACGCUCUUGACCCGAUUCUAUGGUCGCAAGAGACCCGAGCGGAAGUCUUUCGAGGUCAACAUGGAGACCAGGCAGGUUGUAUGGAGGAGGCAGGGAGGACGAACUGAAGGAGCAAUCAACAUCAGAGAAAUCAAAGAAAUCAGACCGGGCAAGGUUUCCAAAGACUUUGAGAAGUGGCCUGAGGAGCAUCGUAGGCACCCAAACAACAUCUGCUUUGUGGUCUUCUAUGGUACAGAGUUCAGGCUGAAGACACUUUCUGUAGCUGCUGUGAAUGCAGAUGAGUAUCACCUUUGGAUAACUGGACUCAAAUGGCUAGCAGAAAACACAGAAAAGGCUAGUUACCCAUUACAAGUCAGGAGGUGGCUACGAAGGGAAUUCUAUGCCAUGGGAAAGAACAAAACAGACACAGUUUCAUUGAGAGACAUGAAGUCAUUUCUUCCAAGAAUUAACCUGAAGAUGAACACUAGAGAACUUAGAGAAAACUUCAAUGAGGCAGACCGAUGGGGUCGGCAAGAGAUACCAUUUGAUGGCCUUCUUCAGCUUUAUAACAACCUGGUUUUCCAACAAGAGGUGGCAGACAGGUUACGUGAAUACUACAAUGACAUGAAUAGAGUAACUUUGAAUGAUUACAUCAGGUUUUUAGCCCAAGAACAGAAGGACCCAGUAGCCAACAACCCGCAUGAAGUUAAACAGUACAUCAAGAAGUAUUUUGCUGACUCUGGGAAACCCCCAGUUGAAAGCGAUAGUGACCUCUCUUUCACGGUGCAAGAAUUUGUAGAUUACCUUUACUCCAAAGACAAUGAGAUAUGGAAUCGUUUCUAUGACAACAUCACAGAUGACAUGGAUAGACCACUAUGCGAUUAUUGGAUUGCCUCUUCUCAUAACACAUACCUUACUGGAGAUCAAGUAUCCAGUGAAUCGUCAGUGGAAGCCUACGCUAGGUGCCUCCGGAUGGGAUGUAGAUGCCUUGAAUUGGACUGUUGGGAUGGACCGGACGGGUUACCAAUCAUCUACCAUGGUCACACCUUGACAACAAAGAUAAGAUUUUAUGAUGUCCUCAAGACGAUCAAGGAACAUGCAUGGAUCACUACAGACUUUCCAAUUAUCUUAUCGAUAGAGAAUCAUUGCUCUCUGCUACAGCAGAGGAACAUGGCUUGCCUCUUCCAAGAAGUCUUUGGAGAGAACUUGCUAACACAGCCAAUAGAUAGGGAUGCCAAUAGUCUUCCUGCCGUCAGCAAGCUGAAGAGGAAGAUCAUUCUUAAACACAAGAAGCUCCCCGAUAAUGGAAACGAGACAUUCACUGUGCCCCAAGAAGACAGUCUAGAUUUUGACUUGAGAAAUUCAACCAAAAAUGGCAUUCUACUUCUUGAGGAUCCAUUAGAUCAAGAAUGGGCUCCUCAUUACUUUGUUCUGACUGACACCAAGCUGUACUACUCAGAAGAGACCAACACCCAGGCCAGUCAGGAUGAUGAUGAUGAUGCUAGCUCCAUUGAACCGGCCACACCCAAUGAAGAGCUUCACUACUCCGAACCCUGGUUUCACGGAAAACUAAACACAAACCCAGACCAGCAGCCCCGCACUGUUGCUGAUGAGCUUCUUACACGAUAUCAGCAAGGCGAUGGAACAUUCCUUGUUCGUGAAAGUGAAACCUUCAAAGGAGACUAUUCCCUUUCAUUCUGGGCACAUAACCAGGUCAAUCACUGCCGUAUCCGCUCCAAGUCCAUCCACGGCAAAACUUGCUAUUAUCUGGUCGAAAACCUCCCGUUCCCGAACCUCUAUACUCUCGUCAACUUCUACCGUGAACGCUCGAUCAAGGGCGGAAACGGCAUCACGGUGAAGUUAAAGGAUACAGUCCCACAGCUGUAUGGCCACGAGAACGCUGAAUGGUUUCACAGUCGACUGAGCAGACAUGAGGCGGAGGACAUGCUAAAGAGGGUUCGUCAGGAUGGUGCGUUUCUUGUCAGAAAGAGCGAGCGAGAGAAUGAUGCUUUCGCCAUCUCGUUCAGAGCGGAUGGGAAGAUCAAGCAUUGUCGUAUCAAGCAAGAGGGUAGGCUCUUUACGAUUGGAAGUGCCCAGUUUGAGAGCCUUGCGGAGCUCUGCAGCUAUUAUCACAAGUACCCCCUCUAUAGGAAGAUGAAAUUAAAGUCUCCUGUCAACCAAGAAGUGGUCGAUAGAGUAGGAGGGGAUUUAGAUCCAGAGGAUGAUCCUAUCUAUGGAACGGGAGGAAUCUACAUGGAUCCAAACCAAUUUGUACCAAAGGUCACUGUAAAAGCAUUAUAUGAUUACAAGGCACAGAGAGAAGAUGAAUUGUCAUUCUGCAAACAUGCCAUUAUCACCAAUGUUGAUAAACAAGACCAUGGAUGGUGGAAAGGGGAUUACGGUGGUAAGAAAAAUAUGUGGUUUCCAUCCAAUUACGUUGAAGAGGUGACAACCCCUGCUACCAAUGACCAGGGACAGAAUGCAACACUCCUAGGUAACCUUCAGAAGGGUGCUAUUGACAUCAAUGGAUGCAGUGUUGAAAUGAUGUUAGGUGUGAGGACAAGACAGCAUUUUGUGUUCAGAAUAAUCUCGCCGACGCAGCGUAACGCGAUGGACGUAGCGGCCACCGACCUAACAGAACUUGAGGACUGGAUGAAAUGCAUACAAGAAGCUUCUGUUAAAGCCACUGUUAUGACAAAGAGUAUCCAGAAUCAUGAACGUAGACUGCGUAUCGCGAGGGAAUUCUCCAGGCUCAUCGUCUACUGCAGAUCUGUUCCAUUCUCAGAAGACAACAUUCCAGGCAAAUACUUUGAGAUGUCGUCCUUCCCUGAAACCAAAGUAGAGCGUUACAUGGUUCCUGGCAAGUCAAAGAUCCUUGUGGAUUACAACAGGAAACAGGUCAGCAGGACCUAUCCUAAAGGUCAACGUAUCGAUUCGUCCAACUAUGACCCCAUCCCAAUCUGGUUCUGCGGUUGUCAGAUGGUCUCUCUGAACUACCAGACUCCAGAUCGUCAUAUGCAGGUGAAUGAGGGCAUGUUUGCACUCAAUGGGAGAUGUGGAUAUGUACUGAAACCAGAAUGCAUGUUUGAUAAGAACUUUGAUUCUUUCGACAAGAGAACACUAUCAAACGUUGAUCCCAUCCAUCUAACCAUUACAAUCAUAGCAGCCCGUCAUUUGCAGAAGACCGGCCGUGGUAUAGCCAGUCCAUUUGUUGAAGUAGAAGUGCUUGGUUCUGACUAUGACAGUGGGAACAAAUACAAGACAAGCACAAAAGCUGAUAAUGGUUUUAAUCCAGUCUUCAAUGAAGUGUGUGAGUUUGAUGUAUCCAACCCAGAUCUAGCCAUGCUAAGGUUUGUCAUCCAGGAUGAAGAUGUCUUUGGUGAACCUAACUUCCUUGGCCAGGCUACCUACCCUCUCAAGGCUAUCAGAACAGGAUAUCGAUCUGUCCAGCUGAAGAACGGGUAUUCUGAAGAGCUGGAACUAGCUACACUCUUGGUCCAUGUUGAUAGGAGGGUCAUAGGCGAAUGUGACGACAGCGACCUUUACGCGUCCAUUCAGAUGUUGAGAGAGAGGACGCAAGAGCUGACUGCUGUGGUCAAUACCAUGGACAGACCAGACAUGGACAAUGGUGCUGGGGGCGGAGAGUCGGACGCGUUCCGUUUGAAGACGGCAGAGCUGAAUAACUGCCAGGAGGCGCUCUUCAAUCUCCAAGAACAGAGAAAGCAACGGGUGGAGAAGAGAAAACUUAGAAAAACAGCAAGCAACAGUCAGAGCCGACUUCCCAGACCUUAAGAUGAAAUCGCAAAAAUCAACAGUAAACUGAUCAUUGAUUUUGAUCCCAUACCAGAAGGUGUUAGAGAGUUCUUAUCUUCAACUGGAAAGUGAAGAAGUUCUUGUGGAAUUCUCUUAUGGCACUGUACUUAUGAAUAUCUACCAAGGGAGCUCACAGGAUUGACAAGAUAUGGUCAUUGGAGGAAUGGAAGCUGCGAAUCUUGGUUCAGUUUGCAUUCACUUUGAUUACAGAUUAUCAGAUGAAUGUCAUCUGUACAUUCUGUGAUGAUUGUGUAGUAUCAAUUGACCAUUAUCUUUGCGUUCAUGUGAUGAUUGCAGAUUAUUAAGUGACUCAUCUGUACAUUCAUGCGAUGAUUGCAGAUAUCUAUUGACUGUUGUCUAUACAAUCAGUUGAUGAUCGCAGAUUAUUGAAUGACUGUCAUCUGUACAUUUACAUGGUCAUGAUUGCAUAUUAUCAAAUGACUUGUCUAUACAUUCAUGUGAUGAUUGCUUAGUGUCAAUCAUAUACAUGUAUGAAUUCAUGAGUGGAAUGCAGAUUCUCAGAUGAAUGUCAGCUAUCCAAUCAUGUGAUGAUUGCAGAGUAUCAAUCAACUGUCAUCUAUAAAAUCGGGUGAUGAUUGCAGAUUAUUUAAUGAUCGUAACCUAUACAUUUAAAAGCUAACGAUUGCAGAUUAUCAGAGGACUUUCAUUUAUGCAAUCAUGCGAUGAUCAUUGCACAGGAGGAUAAUAUUUUGUCUUGUGGACAGAAUUUAAGUGACUAAAUAUAACCUUCUCUGGAGUGUUAUCGUGGAAAUGCAGAGUAUAAUCUCUAAUAUGCUUUUAAUCCGUUGAAGAUUCAUUUUAUUUUCAUACUAUAUAUGCCCAUUGCGGAUGGGUUUGGGAUUUUUUUUAUUGUGAUAGCCACAUGUUGAAUGUAGAUGAUGCAUGUGGGAUAUUUUGGUUUAUGUACAAAAAACUGUCCAACAUCUCGUUGAGUUCAUGUAAAGUCAAGUGGAAUUUACCUAAAUGGAUCAUGUCUAUUAACAUAACUUUUAGUCUUGUUGAAAGAAUUUAAGUUUUCUAUCCUCUCUUCUAUUGAUGUAAAGUCUACCUGAAUGAUCUGUUAAUGUGUAUUGAUCUAUUAGGUUGUAGUCACAUAUUGGCAUUAGACAUUACUGGGACCUGUUUUACAAAGUGUUGUGAUGUAUUUAUAUCAUUCUCAAACCGAGAUUGAUCUCAAAUUGUGUAGUUAAGUAAUAUCAGAUUAGAUCUCAAUCUGUGUUUGAUUUGAAUCAAUCGCAACUCUUUGUAAGACAGUGCUCAUUUCAUUUUUAUGUGUGCAGGAUAACAACUCAUCACCAUGGCAAUGCCAUAUAAAAUAACCAAACAUUUUAUUAUAAAGUCUAUCUCUCUACUAAAAGGAAUUAUAUGAUAUAUAUGUGUAAUGAUACAAUCACAUGUAUGAAAAAAAUAAUCUACAUGAAUCUAAGAGACUCAUGCAAAAAUACCAAGAACAAUUGUUGUAAAUCCAUUAAAUGUUUAUGAUUUGAAGAAGAAAUCUUGAGGGAUUUUGGUACAGGAAAAUUGUUCAAUGUUUUAACCAAAAAUAUUUUUUCUGGGUUGAGUUUGAGUAGAUGUAUUUGUAUUUUGGAUUAUACAAACAUGGUGCAUUUUUUUAUAUGUAGUGUAUGUAAUAGUGGGAAUAUUGUGGUGUAGUGCUUCUGACUUUCGCCUUUCAGUCAGUGUCGUGGGUUCAAAUCCAAGCAAGAUAUUUAUCAAUAUUGUUCUGUACAUGACCAAAGUGCAGUAUGUUAGUCUUUGGCAGGAUUAUCAUUUUCUUGAACACUUGUCUGUCGGGAUAGGCAGCUUGGCUAUAGCCAGAGUAAUAAUCACAAUUAGCGCCUAGAGUACUCUGCAGAGAGGAAGCAGGUGUUUUGCUAUAUAUUAUUAUUUUUUGUAUUUUUAUUUUAGUAAUGAAAAUUUGCAAAAUGCACUGAUUACAGCAUGCAUAAACAUAAUGAAAAGUUAAGUACUUCAAUAAUCAGCAAAAGCUGAGAGAAUAGAUUUAAAUGAGAGUAGAUUACAAUCAAAAUGUCUUUUUCAUAUCCUGAGCCUUGUAUCAAUUCAGUAAUUACAUCACAUAAACAGAAUAUAAUGAUCAUCUAUGAUCAUCUUGUAGAACCUUGAUGUGUGGGAGCAUUGGCGUAGUGGUUGCCUUGUGACCAGAGGGUUGUCUAUUUGAUUCCCACUGCGAUAUACUUUUGCAAGGCAUCAAUCCAUACCUUGCCACUCUCCACACAGGUGUAAAAUGGCUGCCUGAUAUUAUGCGAAGGCCUACUUAGUAUGUUUAACAAUUUGAGUUUUUAUACUCUUGAUAUUUUUUUAUGCACCCCAGGGAAUGUAGAAAGUUUAUACAUUGUGUGUUUGCAAGCCAGAAUAAGAUAACCUGGGUCAUAUAUCUUUAAAGUGCAUAAGUGUUCCAAUGUUUCAAGUGCUCUAUUACAGUGAAAUACUAUUACAUAAUAGAUUUCAUCAAACAAAGAUGGAGCGUUCAAGUCCAGAUCAGGCGUAGUGGAGAGGUGCAAUUAUCGGCCGAUUUUGUUUUGAGUUGACCUUGAAAAUGCUUGAAGUUAACGAGAGGGUUUCCUGAAACUGCUUAGAAAGUGUCGCAGUAAAACAGCCAUAACUUUUGUCAAUGACCUAUUAUUGGAAAGAAGAAUGAUUACUUUGACUGUUCAUCUCGUUCGUUUUGCUGUUUGUGGAGUAAAAGUAUAAAAAAAAUGUCAAAGAACUCUCCAUAAAAAAAUAAAAUAGUAGUCGAAAAAAUCGCUUAAAUUUCACAUUUUCAGUGUAAAUUUCAGUCUGUGGCAUGAAUGAAACUGAGAUAUGUCAGAUACUGUGUGAAAAAUCAAACUCUUUGCGAUUUUCAACACAAGAACACAGACACCGAGUCAACCCAUUGAAAACGAUGUCAUCUCCCAACUUCAGUCCCGUAUACUCACUUUCUUGAGUGUUCUAAAGACGGUGAAGCACAGUCAUUGGCAAUGCCAGUACAGUGCAGUGAAGCUGCCAUGCUAGAGUGGAGUGUGCAAAAUCUCUAUUCAUGUAUCAGACAAAUUGACGAGAAAUUGGUUUUGCAACGCAGGUAUCAGCAAGUUAACCAGCGAAAUGUGACCUUUUGUAAGCUUCAUUUCAUCACUGAUCACAGUCAUCGUGUAUGUCUAUAAAGUAAAAGACAUAAUUAAUAUAGACAAGGAAAUUACUGUGCUUACCUUGUACUUUUUGAAUGCAUGGAAAUACGUACCAUAACAGAAAGGCUAGUGAUUGAUUGCAGGGCUGAGUCCCAUAGGUAAUUGCACUGGUUUCAAUUGUGUAUGAUUAGUGAUAACAAUCCAUUCUAACGUAAUGUGUGAUAGGGUGUGCCUCGUGGUGCGUGGGGGACAAUGAAGUUGGGUUUGCUGGUAUAAAAAACUCCUUGUUAUUUUGUGCCAUAACCCCAAUUCCAUACAUUGAUUUCUCACAAAAUAAGUCUUUUGGCACAGCAAAACUUGGCAUGCAUAUUCGAUAAUAUCUCGUGAAUAUGCACAGUGAAUCUCAUGAAUAUUCAAUGCAAGUUAUAGAUAUGUCUGAAAAAGUUUGAAAGUGCUUUUAGGAGACAACGAAAAUGAAAGUAAGCGAGAAAUUAACACUUUUUGAGAGUUUGAUAUAAUUUUUUCAGGAUUGAAUGAUAUCAUUUUUGAAAAGUCCUGAAAAUCUGAGGAAAUUUCGUUUACAUACAGUGAAAAUACAAGCAAGUGAAUUUUUCAUGAAAAAAUGAACUCUCUCCACAUGUGCGUGAAUGACCGUUAGAAAUUAAAAACAAAUCAGCCGUUUAGGCCGAGUUAAUUGCAUCCGUCCACUGGGCCUGUGAUGAGAUGAUAUCACUAAGCUCUGUAAGGUAUUCAGUAGAACUCAGAUAAAGUGAAUCAUAGUAACAUGAAAAAUAAGUUGCAAACAACUUCAUUUCAUUAUAAUUUUGCACUAACUUCUGACAAGGGAACCCAACCUUUUACAACAAACAACUUAUUUGUAUACAUAACAAGUAAAUUAUGAAACACAUUGUUUAAGUGCGACUCUAAUUCACACUUAAAUCUUUUUUGAAAUAUCCCCCAGUUUACUUAAACUUUCACCUAUCUGCUGCUCUGUUUUGGGGUUUGUUGUUUUUUUAAUUAUAUCUUACCAUUUUCUUGGGUCAUUCGCUUUUAAAUGAAUAUAUAUACAUCUUUGUUUUGUAGCCAUGCAGCCAAAAUGUUUUCUCUAGCUUCUCAAUUGUGCUGUCUCCUCAGAUCCGAUUGACUCUGUUAACAUUGCUGAGCCUUGUUACGCCUUAAAAUAUGAAACGUUUCAUUUUGCAAAGUAUUGGGUAUUCUAUGAGUUGUGAAAUGUUAAUGAAACGUCAUUGUUAUGCAUAUCUGUUUGCCUUAUGAAGUUACCACUAAUAACACAAUUUUUUUUUGCUCUCUCUCUUUCUCUGUCAGUGGUUGAGGAGUUCCAUUAAUACUGGUGAUUGUCAAUUUAAAUGAUUUCAAUAGAGUUCUGCCACCACAUUGCUUUAAAGACCCAGACCUCACCACAAAGUGAAAUUGACAUAUCAUAUACCAAUCGAAGGCUUAUAAAUUACUUAACACAGAAAUGCAAGCUUUAUGCAUUUUUACCAUGUAUUAGCCAAGUAUUUUGUAUAAGAAUAGCUCCAUCUAUUAGGCUUUGAAAGUAGGCUUUCUUGUCCAUGCUUUCACCAGCCUCGAGACCGUUACGUCAUGUUGUGAUUUUAUAGGUUCUAUCACCUAGAUAUAUCAUAAAUAUCUUUUCCUGCAAGCUUGAAUUAAUGGAAUCUACAGCUUUGACUACUUUUUACCAUAUUUAUUUUUCUCUUAUUUGGCACAGCUUUUCAUUUCAGUUGUCAUUUUCACUUUUAGCUCUUAUCUGAGUCUUUAUCCCAAGGAGGUUAAGUGUCUCCUCAAAGAGAUAAUUUAGCAAUUUACCUUUCUCCUGAAUGAAGAAUAUGAUUAUAAAGAGCAAAUUGCACUGCAAAAAAAUGAUCCCAUUUCCAAUGAUGUAUUUUGUGUUGUUCAUGAAUAAAUACUUUUUAAAGUGAGCUAAUUAGUAACACUUUAAACCACUCUUUCAAAUUGCAAAAUUGGCAACUUUUUGUUACAGUUUUGCCAUUAUCAUUCAUUUUAAAUAUUGUUAUAUCCAUAUUGGAAUUUUGAAAUGGAUGGAAAGGAAUAGAAUUUUUUUGCCAAUUUGAGGAUCAAUACCAGAAUGAAGUUUAAAAAGUUUAGCUUUUGAAAGGUGUAUUAUUUCAUAGGUGAAACACAGUAAAACACAGUAUAGACCCACAAAAAGACAGUAAAACACUGUACAGAUGUGGUAUAAACCCAUUAAUAGCAGAAAUACUAGUAUCACAGCAUCGUACUUUAUGAGAGCUGUCUUUUCGCCUUGUUCUCUAAUAUUCAUGUGCAGUAUUUUUUUUACUUUUUUUUAGUAGUUAUAACCUACAUCAAAGUAAAGUCAAUUGACACCUGUGCUGAUGAAUAAACUGUUGUCUAGUAUAAGGUAUACUAUUCUUGUAUGCUAUUCUUCUUCCCAAGCUUUGACCUGUAUUACCUUAAGCUUUAAUUGCAAUAUUUUAUAUGGAUAUGGAUAAAGAGCGAUAACCACAAAGAAAUAAUCAUGUCAACACUUAGUAGGCUUUGGAUGUAUGAUAUUCUUAUAUUUUGUUCAAGUGAUGUUAAUUUGAUUUAAAUGUGACCAAAAUAAUCUAACCAAAUAGUACCUACUUAUCAUAUGUAAGCCAUUCAUUUCAAAAUUAUCUUUUGGUAUAUGUGGAAAUUGAGACAUAUAAUAAAUAUAUGCCGCUGGAAAACAAGA
Lytechinus variegatus (green sea urchin) is the source of this 10006-nucleotide messenger RNA. Its product is annotated as 1-phosphatidylinositol 4,5-bisphosphate phosphodiesterase gamma-1-like. Lineage: Eukaryota; Metazoa; Echinodermata; Echinoidea; Temnopleuroida; Toxopneustidae. Gene Ontology annotation, biological process: positive regulation of epithelial cell migration; phosphatidylinositol-mediated signaling; phospholipid catabolic process. Gene Ontology annotation, molecular function: protein binding; phosphatidylinositol-4,5-bisphosphate phospholipase C activity. The transcript has 33 exons. The record is from RefSeq and is a predicted model, not a curated record. The coding region runs from base 269 to 4117 and encodes 1282 amino acids.